AUGGGGCGGCUGGUGCUCGUAGCAGUGCUGAGGGAGGGUCACUGCAGUGCCGGGAAGCCUACCCGGGCGGGGGAGGGGGCGGGCGGGGCCGGGAACGGGAAUAAUGGGAUAACUGGGGUCGCUGCAGUGCCGGGGCAGCGGGCGCGGCAGAGGCGGCGGGAGGGGCGGCCUCCCGGAGCAGGGGCGGGAGCAGCACCCGCAGGGCCCGCGCCGCUGCGGGACUCAGAGCGGCCGCAGCCGGGUACCCGAGUGGGCGCCCCGCAGGCGUUCGGACCGAGUGUGGCCCAGGACGCAGAGGCGGCGCCACCCGCCCUGCUCCGGUCGCGAAAUCCAGAACUCCUUGGAGGAUUCAACGGUGAGUCUGGUGCUGCCCGCGGGGUGGGGCUGGGGUGUCCCAGACCCAGCUCGCGGCACCCGCUGACAGUCCGGCAGUGGGAGCGGCGGCGACCGCAGCGGCCACCACUCCGGGACCAGCUCUACCAGGGUGGGGAGAAGUGCCCCGGACGGAUCCCCCUGCAUCCCCCUGCGCCGACACCUCUCAGCGCCUUGCCUCUAAAGACCCCUUCUUUUCGCCUCCUUAUCUUGUUCUUCCCAACCCCCUCCAUCCCAGCCUGUAGCCCCUCUCCGCGCCCGCAUCGGAUGCGGCCUGGCAGCCUCUGGGAGCCCCGCGGAGCCGGCAGGUACGCGGGUGGCGGUGAAGCCCCGGAGCGGGUGUUGGAACAGCUGCGAAAACCACCCCCCAUCCCCCGCCCCCAGAGGAGCCAGCGGCGGGACUGCCGGGCGCCCGGAGUAACGGGCCAGGAUGCCCAUCUCGCCAUCCUCCCUCCUUCCCUUCCCCUUCCCUACCUACCCCCUCCCCCGCCACCUGUCGACCAGGCGGGAGCCCGGGGCCCCCCUGCAGGCCCGCCUCCUAGUGCCUGA
This is a messenger RNA of Choloepus didactylus (southern two-toed sloth), 921 nucleotides long. RefSeq names its product basic proline-rich protein-like. The record is from RefSeq and is a predicted model, not a curated record. The coding region runs from base 1 to 921 and encodes 306 amino acids. The transcript has 4 exons. NCBI's taxonomy places the organism in Eukaryota, Metazoa, Chordata, Mammalia, Pilosa, Megalonychidae.